CUUUAAUGCAGUAAGAGGUUUUGAAACCUAGUUCAAAAGAACAUCCUCUUGUAAGCAAAGUGGUUAUGCAAAGUGUUGUGAAAGCCGGUUCCCCAUAGCAGCCUCCGCCUGACAGAUGGGCGCGAGCUCUCCCAGCAUCCAGCACUCUGCCACAGCUGCACAGCCCUCCCGAGGUCUAAUACCCGCCGGGCCCUUCUCCUGGAAAACUGGCAUAUAAUUCCCCAGUCAGUAGCCAUCUCGGAGUGAGAAUGUAAUAGAAACCGAAGCUCUGGCCAACGAGAUGCACAGCACAGAGCACAGAGCACAGAUCAUUUUGGAAAAGAAGGAGAUGGCCGAGCCUGAGCAAGCGGACCCUCCACCCCUCCCAGGGAAGACACAAAGAUCGAGCAUCAGAAGAACGGCUGGGUCCGUUUCUAGCAGCGGCAGUGCUGAUCCAAGCUCCCUUGGCUCUGAUAAAGCAUCCUCCUCAGUGCAAGACCCAGAUGCUGGCAGCUCUUCCCAGCCCAGCAGUCCAGGAGAUCUCAUCUACAGCAACAUAGGAGAGAUCCGAGCACACCUGGUACCAAACAAAGUCUGCCGAGGGAGCUCGCCUGGGAGGCUCCUUUCUGACACCAGCUCUGGCUCAUUGCCUCCACCCCUGCCAAAAAAGCUUAGCAGAACCAGCUCGUUGCCCGAGAGGGUGCCCUCUCAUAACUGCCCAGGCAGAGGUGCCUCCUCCCAUACUCUGCAGUACGUCAGCAGUGCCGUGACCAGCAGAAGUGGGGGAUAUUGCUACUCCAGCACUCUCCUGAACAAGGAGAAGCCUCUCAGCUCCAACCAGUCUAGACCUCCAAGUCAUCCUAAAAGAUACUUGUCCAAGUCCCAAAGCAUGGGUGAACCUCAGCUCUGGGGGAGGCUGAAUAAAACCCACCCUGACCCUUUUCACAGGAAUAGUCACCUAGAGCUCCUGACCUUUACUACACCCGAUAGGGAGCUCCUCUCUUUCUUCAAGGACCUGGAGAACCAAGCAACUGUCUACGAGAAAGUGAUGGGGCGCCAGCUUGUGUCUUUGACCCAUCUCACCACACGGGUACAGGAGAUCCUGGUAGGGAAGGAGGAGGAGCAGCAGCUGGUAGGAACACAACUUGCGGGAAAGAAGUGGGCAGAUUUCAAGCUGCUGGACAAGGAGCCAUGUUGUGAAACAGGAGACGCUUGGUAUUACCGCAUCUGCUGUGCCCAGCAGGUCUUUGCUGCCAAGGUCCAUAAAUGCUACCCCAGCAGUCUCUCCGUACAGACCUCCCUUGAAGCGCACUUCAAUAUUCAGCAGGUGUUUGGCCACUUCAUCGAUUCUCUCCCUAAGGAUGUCAUGCCUCCAAAAAGCCCUCAGAAGCUGAGCCAGUUCUGUCCUAAUGAACAGGAGGAAGAUGUAUGUACCAGUAGUUCCCCCAGGGUCUCACCUCAUCUUGCCCAGGUGGUCAUCUCUCCUGAGAUUCCUUACCAAACACUGGCUGAUUUUGUGAAGAAAUCUCAACAUCUGCACAGCUCUAGCCCUGGUCACUAUGAACGCCUGGCUUGCCUCCUCCUCCUGCAGUUGUGCACUGGGCUUGAGUAUCUCAAGAAGCAAGAAGUUCUUCACUACAACAUCUGCCCAGAGAACCUGCUCUUGGUGCACUGUCCAUCUCCUCCCCAGGGCCAGCAGGACAGAGAUCUGACCCCGGAGCUGCUACUUCCAAGGUUACUCAUCAGCAAUUUCUCCAAAACUGUACGAAAAACAAGACCCGCACUUCAGACCCAAGAAUCAGAUCGGGUCCAAAAUACAGAUGAGUUCCAAGUAGUCCUCUUGAUCUAUGAGAUCUUGCAUGCAGCCGACUCCUUGGAGAAGGCUUCAGGGCUCCGGUGGGAUGACCUGCCCGCCAUCCCAGCCUUGUCCAUCUAUUCGCAAGGGCUCCAGCAGCUGGCCACCCUGCUUCUCCAUCCAGACCGCCACAGGAGAGUGUCUCUCCAGCAAGCGAAGAGCAUUCUGCAGAUCUUGCUGUGGGGGCCACGCCAGGAGCUCUUUGCCAGGAACCCAAUGACAGAUGUCUUGCUCCAGAACUGGAUCGACAUUAAGAGGACACUGCUGCUGCUGAAGUUUGCAGAAAAGUUGACAGAGGCAGAGGUGACGCUGAGUCUGGAGGAGUGGCUGUGCUGUCAGUACUUGAAAGAGAUCACCACAUAUACCCUACACCCAGUGGUCAGGAUCCUGUAUGCAUUAUAAAGCCAGGUAGCAUUUCAAGACCCCUCAAGACCAACGGAAAGGGUUAACACCUUACGUCUCAGUUAUGAAAUACGUGGAUUUACUGGGCUCAAAGGCAUAUCGCAGGCCUUCAAUUCUUCCAAAGAAACACCGAGCAGCAAUUAGCUGGUGGGAGGAGAAGGGGUCGUUAGACAUACGGGACUACAGUGCUGCCUACCGUGAAGUUUCUACAAUGCCUUAACUAAGACUAGAGGUAUCUUGGGUCAGGCUCCCGCUCUGUAUCAUCCCUCCAGGAAGCAACUGGCCUGCCUGUUCCUAGCCCACAGAUGUAAUGCGCUGCCCGGGUAACUCGCCCACAGCCUCCCUUCCCUAAGGAGUCCCGUCCUACUCCUGUUGACUUGUAACGGAGAACGCCCAGAUCUUUAAUAUCUGCACUGGGAUCUUCAGCCUGCAUUUCUUCUCCCUGUUGUUUACAACUCCGGGUCCCAUUCCCGUGGCUCUCUAGUGAACCGCUCCCCACAGCUCAGGACUCUUGACUGUAGUUUUACCCUUGCUGUAAGCUCCUUCAGCCAAUUUUCAGUCUGGGACAAAGGAGCCUGAACCCAGUUCACUGUAGUUAGAGAAGAUAUUUUGCCCCUGAGCCAAGUGUUCAAGUGCUUACUCACUUACUAACUCAAACUAAGGGUUUUUUUGCAUUUAGACACAAAAACUUCCUUGAAAAAAAUAUUCCCCUGCAUACUGGUUUUUUAAUUUUCUUCUAAAGAGAGAGAUUCGUGUGUCUGACAGGUUAUAUGAUUAAGGAGAAAUACGAUUCAUCCGAUAGACCCAUUCUUGUUGAAAACAAUUUGUUGCAUAGUCAUUAACAUAAAUAAUAGUGCACCAGUAGUCACGUAGCUGAGCAGCUUCAAUAAACCCAGAAUCCUGCUGAAUCUUAAGUACUGCCCAUUUAUGAUCUUUCUUUUUACAGCGUUAUGAAGCCAGAAGAUAUGUUCAGGGGGAAAUAAAGAGCUAAGCUUCACUGCUCUGUAGUGAUUAGUC
Alligator mississippiensis (American alligator) is the source of this 3253-nucleotide messenger RNA. RefSeq names its product PEAK family member 3 (gene PEAK3). The transcript is spliced from 4 exons. Gene Ontology annotation, biological process: protein phosphorylation. Gene Ontology annotation, molecular function: protein kinase activity. Lineage: Eukaryota; Metazoa; Chordata; Crocodylia; Alligatoridae. The record is from RefSeq and is a predicted model, not a curated record. Bases 281 to 2236 code for a protein of 651 amino acids. Gene Ontology annotation, cellular component: actin cytoskeleton; focal adhesion.